Guillardia theta CCMP2712 is the source of this 534-nucleotide messenger RNA. RefSeq lists its product as hypothetical. The coding region runs from base 1 to 534 and encodes 177 amino acids. The record is from RefSeq and is a predicted model, not a curated record. The transcript has 6 exons. NCBI's taxonomy places the organism in Eukaryota, Cryptophyceae, Pyrenomonadales, Geminigeraceae.
AUGGAGGUCACUGGAUAUUACAUGCAGGAAAGCCUUGACCUGUUCCUCGCCAUGAUCCGGGAGAUCGGCAGUGCGCAACCAGCCUUCCAACUGGCCCACAACAGGGUCAUGAACAUCCUUCAGGACAGCCUUGUCAGAACAUGGGAGACACAUGCGCUAGCGACUCAGUCAGCGUGGGAUGCCCCCCUGUCAGCUUGCAAUCAGCUGGUGCAUUAUCUCUUCGCUGCAAGACCUCUCUGCACUACAAGGCCUGUAAUCAAGGUCUGUGCGAGUGUUGACUUUCGGUCCUGCCAGCUGAGGCGAUCGCUCGGGUUUAGUAGCACCAAGGCACCACCCCUGGUACCUCACAAGACCCUACCUGGUAUCGCAAGCUUGCAUGGAAGCGGCACCGAGGCCAAGCUGAAGUACUACGUCCAGCUGCACGGCAAUGACGCAGCCGAGGUCACAAGGACCCUGCUGGACAUGGUCAAGUUGAUUGUGAGCUCUCUGCUCAAGCCGGAGCACAACGGCUUGAGAUGGGCAGGCAUGGAAUGA